Messenger RNA from Rotaria socialis, 342 nucleotides. NCBI's taxonomy places the organism in Eukaryota, Metazoa, Rotifera, Eurotatoria, Philodinida, Philodinidae. The record is from the annotation of a GenBank genome assembly.
AUGAUGAGGAGAGGAGCGAACAUGAAUUGUAGUUUCAAUAAUGAAAGCUCAUUAACUAAUCAACAGCUAAAUAAUAAUCAUAGUAUGAUUAAUACUAAACAUAAGAGAAGAGGUAAAACUACUACCGAUAUCAAUGAUACAACAUCAGAGUACAAUCUAGAAGAAAUGAUCGAUUUUAUUCGUCAGAACCCUACAACAGCACUUGAUGUGCACAGACAUCUUACUCAAGCAGCACAGCGGAUUAAUCCAAAUUUCAACCUGCCAAUUGAAUCUUCUACACUUCAAACGCCAAAACGAAAUUUGGAUACGAGUGAAAAUGACGAUGUUCAAGUACUAAAAUAA